GAAGAAUGGGCUGGGUGAGAGGACAAACAGGAGAACAAAAAAGGAAAGAAAAGCAAAGAAAAGCCCUCCCCGGGUCCAGCGGGAUCAGGCCUGGAGGACUGUGGCUCGGCCCCGAGGCCAGAUGCCCAGAAGGAAUGCUGCAUCCACAGGGCGGGAGAGGGACAGGACAGGGGACACCCGGCUGCGGAUCCGCCAAGGGGUCCGACGGCCACUGUUGGCCAAGAGCCUUCCAGUGACCGAGAGGCAGGGAAGGGAGGAGGCUGGAGGCGCAGGCGUCCUGGGGGGAUCCCCAGGACCCAGCGCUGCUCUAAUGAGCCUGUCUCCCUGGCCCAUCCGGGUACCCAGAAUUGGGAUGGUCCUGAGUGGGAUCUGUGUCCCGAAGCAGCCUGCGCGCCCAAGCUGGCGAGCGGGCAGGCGACCUUGGGAGCCGCCGGCCUGCCAGAUGCUCAGCUAUGAUUGCCCUACUGGACCUCUGUCAUCUUGUCUACUCUCCUCAACGUCUCCUCUUCCCUACCCCAUCUUUCCUUCAGGCUUUGAAGACACCUUACUACCACCAUCUAUGAGGAUGAGUCUUCUGAAGGACCACGCCUUCGUUUUAAAGGUAGAAAGAUGGAGACACAGAGGCAUAAUGACUCUCAUGUGAUUACACAACCAGUAAAUGAUGGCACCAACAUUAGAAGCCAUGUCUAUGCCACACUGCCUUUAAUGACAACAUGGACCCAGAUACUCCCCCAAAAGAGCUAACAAGAAGUUUUCCAGC
Grammomys surdaster is the source of this 760-nucleotide messenger RNA. RefSeq lists its product as uncharacterized. The transcript is spliced from 3 exons. NCBI's taxonomy places the organism in Eukaryota, Metazoa, Chordata, Mammalia, Rodentia, Muridae. The record is from RefSeq and is a predicted model, not a curated record. Bases 122 to 643 code for a protein of 173 amino acids.